AUGGCUCUUUCGCCCUAUACCCCGCCCCUUGGCCCUAUACCCCGCCCCCUUGGCCCUAUACCCCGCUCCUUGGCCCUAUACCCCGCCCCUUGGCCCUAUACCCCGCCCCCUUGGCCCUAUACCCCGCCCCCUUGGCCCUAUACCCCGCCCCCUUGGCCCUAUACCCCGCCCCUUGGCUAUCUACCCCGCCCGCUUGGUCCUAUAUCCCGCCUCUUGGCCCUAUACCAGGCCCCCUUGGCUAUCUACCCCGCCCCCUUGGCCACACGCCCUGGCGAUCAAGCCAUCACACCGCCCGCCGCCCAUUGA
This is a messenger RNA of Penaeus vannamei (Pacific white shrimp), 306 nucleotides long. Lineage: Eukaryota; Metazoa; Arthropoda; Malacostraca; Decapoda; Penaeidae. The record is from RefSeq and is a predicted model, not a curated record.